AUGGCAAAUAAAGCCUCUAAAUCCCUGGCGCGCACCAACACGCUCACCCUGCGUCGAACACACAUGAUCACGGCAGCGCUGCACGCGGUCUUCAUCAUCUACCGGCUCAUCUACCUGCGCGGCUCGCUCACCAAAUACCUCCUCCUCUCGGCGCCGUCGUUGCUCACGGAGUACUACCUCGACAAGCUUGGACGGCCGCGCUUCGCCGCCAACGGCGAGCUGUUUAACCCCGGCGAGGACAUGGCCGCCAAGGGCGUGACCGAGUACCUGUGGGAUAUCGUGCACGUCACGUGGAUUUGCCUGGGAUUGGUCGGUGUCCUCGGAGAGUGGGCGUGGUGGGUCGGACUGGUCGUGCCCGCGUAUGCCGGUUAUCUCGCCUGGGGCUUGUAUAAAGGCUUUGCGGGAGGGUCUGUGCCGGGGAUGCCGCAGAUGUCGCAGCCGCAGGAGGAGCAACAGGCGGGCGCAAGUAAGCGGCAGGCGAAGAUGGAGGCGCGCGGAGGGCAGAAGGUUAGGUAUCGCUAG
Tricharina praecox is the source of this 522-nucleotide messenger RNA. RefSeq lists its product as uncharacterized. Gene Ontology annotation, biological process: vacuolar protein processing. The record is from RefSeq and is a predicted model, not a curated record. NCBI's taxonomy places the organism in Eukaryota, Fungi, Ascomycota, Pezizomycetes, Pezizales, Pyronemataceae. Gene Ontology annotation, cellular component: intracellular membrane-bounded organelle. The coding region runs from base 1 to 522 and encodes 173 amino acids. The transcript is spliced from 2 exons.